Carcharodon carcharias (great white shark) is the source of this 7672-nucleotide messenger RNA. RefSeq names its product inositol polyphosphate phosphatase-like 1a (gene inppl1a). Bases 40 to 3891 code for a protein of 1283 amino acids. The transcript is spliced from 28 exons. Gene Ontology annotation, molecular function: phosphatase activity; protein binding. NCBI's taxonomy places the organism in Eukaryota, Metazoa, Chordata, Chondrichthyes, Lamniformes, Lamnidae. Gene Ontology annotation, biological process: phosphatidylinositol dephosphorylation. The record is from RefSeq and is a predicted model, not a curated record.
CCACCCCCCGGCCUUGUGAGGGAGCUGGUGGGUGGGGAGAUGGCGGGCGGCUGUCCCAGCCCCGCUCUGUGGUAUCACCGGGACCUGAGCCGAGCGGCGGCCGAGGAGCUGCUGGCCCGGGCGGGCAGGGACGGCAGCUUCUUGGUGCGAGACAGCGAGAGUGUGAGCGGGGCCUAUGCCCUGUGUGUCCUGUUUCAGAAGCAUGUGCAUACUUACAGGAUCUUACCUGACGAAGAUGAUUUUCUGGCAGUACAGACUUCUCAAGGUGUGCAGGUGAGACGUUUCAAAACACUGACUGAACUCAUCACAUCCUACCUCCAACCGAACCAGGGCCUGGUCAGCACACUGCUCUACCCAGUAGAAAGGGAGGACAAGAAGGAGACAGCAGAGGACAAGGACUACUCAGAUGGUGAAGAUGAGAAACCGCCAUUGCCCCCUCGCUCUGCCUCCACCAGCUUCAGUGGCAGUGCUGGCACUUGCCUUUCACCAGUGGCACAAGACGGAGCAGCGGACAGUGCAACCAACGGGAUGACAACCAUGUCCCACGAAUAUUUGAAGGCAAGUUAUGUGUUAGACCUGGAGGCAGUGAAAGCAGGUGCUACCAGCCUCCCGCACCUCAACAAAGCAUUAGUGACGUCCUGCAAGAGACUGAACAGUGAAGUCGAUAAAGUCCUGGCUGGCCUGGAAAUAUUAUCCAAGAUAUUUGACCAGCAGAGCUCCCCAUUGCUGACACGACUUAUCCAGCAGGCCAGCAGCCAAGGUGGUGAUCAGGAGUUGGAAAACCUGGUUGUGAAGCUCUCCGUCCUGAAGGAUCUCCUGUCGUCUAUGGAAAGGAAGGCAUUGAAAGCGCUGCAGGAAAUGAGUUCCUGUCCCAGCUUCACGUCGCAGUCUUCGAUGUUCUCCCACACUGUGCCUCGCAAGGCGAAGAGCAUUCCAGUACAAGCUUUUGAGGUGAAACUGGAUGUGAACCUGACUGAUUUAACGAAGAUUGGUAAAUCACAGAAGUAUUUACUUAGUGUGGACGUGGAGGGAGGAAAGCUGGUGGUACAGAAGAAAUCUAAGGACCCACAAGAAGACUGGAACACAUUUACACAUGAUAAGAUUCGGCAGUUGAUAAAGUCACAGCGUGUUCACAGCAAGCUGGGAAUAGUGUUCGAGAAAGAGAAAGAUAAAACGCAAAGGAAAGAUUUCAUCUUUGAAACCACAAGGAAACGAGAAGCGUUUUGCCAACUCCUACAGUUAAUGAAGAACAAACAUUCCAAGCAGGAUGAACCGGACAUGAUCUCUAUCUUCAUCGGCACGUGGAACAUGGGAAGUGCUCCUCCUCCAAAAAUCAUGGCGUCCUGGCUGAUUUCCAAGGGCCUUGGGAAAACACUGGAUGAAACCACAGUCACCAUUCCACACGACAUCUAUGUUAUUGGGACUCAGGAAAACUCUGUUGCAGACAAGGAAUGGGUAGAUUUUGUACGGGGCAGCUUGAAAGAAUGCACUGAUCUAGACUUCAAACCGAUUGCAAUGCAGACACUUUGGAACAUUAAAAUUGUAGUCCUGGUUAAACCAGAGCACGAGAACCGGAUCAGCCACAUCAGUACUUCGAGUGUGAAAACUGGAAUAGCCAAUACAUUGGGUAACAAAGGCGCUGUUGGUGUUUCCUUUAUGUUUAAUGGAACUUCAUUUGGAUUCGUGAACUGCCACUUAACAUCUGGCAAUGAGAAGACUGCAAGGCGGAAUCAGAAUUACUUGGAUAUCCUGCGGUUACUUUCUCUCGGUGACAAACAGUUGAGCUCCUUUGACAUUUCGUUACGUUUCACACAUCUGUUUUGGUUUGGGGACCUCAAUUAUCGGUUGGACAUGGAGCUGCAGGACAUACUCAAUUACAUUAACAGGAAAGAGUUUGAGCCUCUUCAGAAAGUUGACCAGCUGAACCUGGAGAAAGAGAAAAAUAAAAUAUUUCUUCGAUUUUAUGAAGAGGAGAUCACAUUCCCUCCAACAUAUCGAUAUGAGCGAGGUUCCCGGGAUGUCUACGUUUGCCAUAAGCAGAAGCCUACCGGGGUCCGCACAAAUGUCCCAUCGUGGUGUGACAGAAUUUUGUGGAAAUCAUACCCUGAGACCCACAUCAUUUGUAAUUCAUACGGUUGCACGGAUGAUAUUGUGACAAGCGACCACUCACCAGCCUUUGGUACUUUUGAAGUUGGUGUGACGUCGCAGUUUGUAUCCAAAAAAGGUCUCUCCAAGACAUCUGACCAGGCCUACAUCGACUUCGAGAAUAUUGAAGCCAUCGUGAAAACUGCUAGCAGGACUAAGUUCUUCAUUGAGUUCUAUUCUACCUGUCUGGAAGAAUUCAGGAAAAGUUCAGAAAAUGAUACACAGAGCAGUGACAACAUCAACUUUCUGAAGGUUGGCUGGUCUUCAAGGCAACUCCCAACGCUGAAGCCAAUUCUGUCGGAUAUUGAGUAUCUUCAGGACCAGCACCUUCUACUCACAGUCAAAUCAGUGGAUGGUUAUGAAUCUUACGGAGAGUGCUGUAUUGCACUGAAGUCAAUGAUCGGCAGCACCGCUCAACAGUUCCUGACCUCACUGUCGCACAGAGGAGAGGAAACGGGCAACAUCCGUGGGUCCAUGAAAGUUCGAGUGCCAGCAGAGAGAAUUGGAACUCGGGAGCGCCUUUACGAAUGGAUAAGAGUUGACAAGGAUGAAACUGGAGCAACCAAGGGGAAGCCAGGCAGCCGAUCAAGUCAGGACUUAAAAGCAACUUCCAAAAAGCUGGCCUCUGUGGAGAGCAUGGGAAUGCAGCUUGGGAAACACUGUGAAGAGACGGAGAAACCCAGCUGUAUCGCCACGGGGCGUGCACCAGCUCUGCUUCCUGGAGUGGCUGCUGAAGACAGGUCAAAGCAGCAAGAAAUUUACUCCGACGCAGAUGUUCUAUGUUCUAAGAACAGCUUCAACAACCCAGCUUACUACAUCCUGGAGGGAGUCCCACAUCACGCUGCACUCCUGUCACCAGACCACCAGGCCUCAGCAUUUCCCAAGACAGGGCAGAAAAACAAAGGCCAGGCUACACUUGGCCCACAAGAUAGGAAACACCAACAUUCGGGACGCCUUCCGUUAGCGAGUGAGGAGGGGUCACUAUCGGAUGACGAAGGGUUAACCCUUAACCGGCCACCACCUGACUACCCUCCUCCUCCUCUCCCCAAGGUGGUGGACAUAGAUAUGAUCGAUAAUCCUUUCUACGCCUCCUCAACAGAGCUCCAGCGACUCAAAGCCGGGCUGACCAGGGACGAGCCUGACUUGAGGAACCUUGGUGCUAAACACCGGACUCCUGCAGACCCUCUGGAAGGCAAGGCCUCGCUUCCACCAAAAGCCCAUCCCAAGCCGCAGCUGGUCUCCGGCACACCUCACUUGGCCAGUCCAUUCCUGGCUGAUCAAUGCAGCACUUCCUACCAAGGCAUCGUUGACGACCGGUCUUACUCCGCCCUCCAGAUGGCCAAGAGUCUCAGCGAGGUGGACUACCAGGCGGGCAAGACUGAGCCCCUACAGAGAAACCCUCCACUGCCGGUGAAAGGCCAGCCUCCCCGAGGGCUGCUCCCUGACUACAGCAGGCCCACCACCUUCCCUUCACGCUCCAUAAAGGAGAGCAUCGAAGAGGACAUGGCUGAAGAGGCUUCAUGUCAAGCAAGCAGCACCAGCUCCAGUCUGUCCUAUGACUCCAGUGUAGGCAACUGGUUGCGUCGCCUGGGCCUGGAGAGGUAUGAAGAUGGACUGAUCCAUAAUGGUUGGGACGACUUAGAAUUUCUAAGCGACAUAACAAAGGAUGACCUGGAAGAGGCUGGAGUUACAGAUCCUGCUCACCAGAACGUUCUGCUGGAGAGUUUGCAGCAACCUGGAAAAUAACUUGCUGGGUUUUAUGUUGUUUUUUUUUAAGUGCCUUAGGAAGACAUUUUUUUUCACUUGAUAAACAGUAGCUCCGAAACUCCAGAAACAAUAUUAAAAAGGAAGAACAUAAACCCAACUGACCGGUCCGGAUGAGGGCACUUACUGCCCCAAGCACUGAUUGUAGGACUAACCAUACUGCGGAGUACUGAGCCUGCCAUUUCUUCCAGUCUGUCCUAUUUAUCCACUCUUCCCUUCACGUCAUUGGGUGUCUCUGGCCCUGCAAUUAACACAGGGGAAUUCAAUGCAUUUUGUUAUCUUUUAUAUGAAAACAUUAGGUGAGAAUCACCUCCAUGUUCUCCGGGAGGACGCAGAAAAGCAAUGCAAUGAUGCCAAAUCAAUUGGAAACUAGGGAGUCCCGUUAAUGCAGCUUCUGUCGGUUGAGGGCGAGAGGUGGGCAGUGAUGACUCCAUUGACAGUGCACAGCCUGCUGUGCCUAGAAACACCAUCUGUGGGUUUGUCAUCGAAUUUGUCUGCCCAGGGGAAGAGGGGAGAUGGUGGCAUCAACUGUGGGUCCAGCAAUUGCCUUUAGCUUUUUGUGGCAUGGGGAGGCAAUCGUUUAGGUUUAGUGUUGGGAUGAUGAGACGCCCACCAAUAGUUAUUAUGCACCUGUGCUGUGCUGUGUUGGAAUAAAGGAAAGAAGGGCAGGUUGUGAAAGUGUGGGCUCAGUCUGGGUUUUGCAGAAGUCAGAAUCUGAAUCUCAAGUGUUUAUCAAAAUAGAUCUACUCUUCUGAUUGUGGUCAAAUGGAUCCCAUUUAGUAUUCUGUGGGACAAGGUGGGAGCAGGAGGGUGAAAGAGAGAGACCGGAUGGAGAGAAUAUGGGAAAUGGUGUUAGGAAAGUGCAGAGGUAUCUGCUUUUCCCCUUCACCACAAAAGGAAAUGUUUGAGUCUCUGUUGCACAGUGAGAGCUGGGAUGGAUGACAAUCAGCUUCUGCUCUGCCAGAAGCAGAAGGAAGUCAGGAAAUGUUCUGCAUUUCUUCAGCUUAUAUCUUUUCCCUUGUCCUUAUGCUCUCAUCAUCCUGUCAUCCUGCCGAGGGAGGAAGUGAGGAAAGACAGGAACCUGCUCACGGCCUGCAAGUGAUCACGUACACCUUUGUACAGUGGCUGCCUUUGUGUGACUGGAAGCAGGAGUUGGUUCAGUCUUGUUGUGCUCUACCUGUUUAUAGGAGCUUCUUCUCUUGUACCUGAAAUCGUAGUAUGGGUAAAAUAAGUCCUUAUCAGUCACACUGGUGGGGCUGGACACAAUUCAGCAAUUGCCUAGGUGAAAUGAGUUUGAACAGUCUCGAUGGUGUUUGUGGAUUUGGACCUGCAAUGUAAAUUUGACAUGAAUCUCUCAGACUACAGGAUCAGUGGUGUGAAAAAUGACCCACCCCCAUCCCUGCCCACCCACCCCCUGUUAUUUUGAAGUCAAUCUCUGUCCCCUACCUUGCGUUUCCCAGGUCUGCACAGUUCCCAUCAGACUGGAUCGGGUAGUGUCCUCGGUUUCCUGAUCUAUGAGUGCCAGAUUUCCACAGCAAUUUGUGCAGGAAGGCAAAGCAUGGUAGGAAUCUGGAACUCUGCCAAAUCUCAAGCUUAACCGCUCAGCCCCCCCCACCCUCCGCAGUCUGGCAGGCCUGUGGGCAUUAACUGUAACAGCAGGACUAAGGGAAAGUUGUUUCUGGAAAAUGGAAUGGGUGAGCAUUCCCAGUUUGUUUCCUUGUUGUGCAAAAUGUCUUGUUCAAUCUGCAUUUAUUGGAUGCACCUGAAAUCUGGAACAGCUGGUUCUGUUGCACAGUCUCUGGUUAACUUUGCUUGCUUUGAUAUAUAGUGUCCUGUCUAGAUUCUGUACCAGCGUCAAUCAAUCAAACAAACACUCCCCCUCUUGGCUCAGUGGGCAGCACUCUCUCACGUCAUGGGUUCAAGCCUGAUUCCAGAGACUUGAGGGCACAAUGCAGACUGACACUCCCAGCGCUGCAAGGUCGGAAGUGCUGUCUUUUGCAUGAGACGUUAAGCCUUGUCGAAUGGAUGUAAAACAUCCCGCGGCAGUAUUGGAAGAAGAGCAAUGGAGAUUCUCUCUGGCAUCCUGGCCAAUAUUUGUCCCUCAACCAACACCUGAAACAGAUUUUCUGGUCAUUUCCUCAUUCUGUUUGUGGAAGCUCGCUGCAGUUAGUUUGUGUGCAGCAUUUCCUACAUUACAACGUUGAGUGCACUUCCAGGUACUUCACUGGCUAUAGAGCACUUUGAGAUACCCUGAGGUCAUGAAAGGCACGAUAUAAAUGCAUUUAUUUCUCUCCCCUUCAUCCUCUCACUUCCUAGCUCUCGACUCUCUCUCUCUCUUCUGUUUCCCACAGCUCUCAUCUCCCCCACCCCCAUCCCCACCCCCCCGCCGACCGCCAUCCCACAACCGCAUUCCCAGAUUAACUAAACUGCCAGUAGUGACCUGAAUGCAGGUUCUACGUCAAACCCAAUAAAAAUAACGAAAGGAAAAUUUGCACUCACUUUUGCUUUUGAAUGUAAUUUGCCUCACCCUCACUGUACAGACACCUCCAUGCUGUGCAGUGUUGUUUAAAUAUUGAAUAAUUGAUGGUGCAGAGUUGUGAAAAGUGUUUUGCUGUUAUUGAGAACUCCUGUGUGAGAAAUAUCUAUUUGUUUCCUGAAUGAGGGGCUGUUUUUAAAACCGGGGCCCCCCCCCCCCCCCCCCACCUUUCAUAGCACAGUGAUUCUGCAGAGGUUCCUAUAGGGAGACGCGUUCAUCCCCUGGCUGCUCUGACUGAGUUUCUCUCGCCCUGGAUGGCUUGAGGUAAUUUUGUCAAAGGUAUCACUGUGUUGCCUGCUCAGCUUCAUCUCACUUUGCAGGUUUCUCAUAUCGCAGCCUAGUAAACAUUGGACCGGAGCACAGUUAGAUUCAGAACAGGAGGCAGCCAUUCAGCCCCUCAUGACUGCUCCAGUGUUUGGUUUGGUCCCAGCUGAUCAUUUUCCUAUCAUUGUUCCAUAUCCCUUGAAACCCUUACCCAACAACAAUCUAUCCACCUCGGCCUUGAAGGCUCCUGUUAACCCCCAACACCGUUUUCUUGGGGGCAGGAGGAAAGACCCUUUUUCUGAGAAAACCAAAAGGUAGUAAGAAUUUGUAACACACCAGGGUCAGGGACUGAGCUAUUUGCACUUUUGGCUUGUUGUUUUGUUCCGGACUGUCUGGUGCUAAGAAUACAGUGACACUCAUUCUGUGCUGACAGUGUUCCCUCAUUCAGAGGUGCUGAGUCCAGUUCAAUGUUGCUUUUUUUUCCCUAAGUCUUUUCUCCAGAUGUUUGUUUUAAAAAAAAAUUUAAAACACCUCAACCUUUUUUAGAAUAAUUAUGAAUUAAGUUGCGUGAACUGCCAGAAGCUGAGAUGUCAAGUCUUUGUAUAAUCAUCUUUUAUUUUGCUUUUAAUGUAUUGUAACUGUAGCUAAGUGGAGGAGUUUGUGCAGUUGCUUUUAUCUGUGAUAUUUAAUGCAAUUAUGCCAAGGUUUUUAUUGCCUUCCCUGUUUGCUCCGUCCCCGACCUGUCUCUCUUUUCUUUGAUGUGCAUUGGUGAGAAGCACAGAGUUGCUGUUUUAGCUGUGACACAAUCCUGGCAAGAACAGCAAAAAUCAGGUGACAAGGACAUAGCGUGUGUGUGCACACGCGUGUUGUGCAUGUUCCUUUUGUUUAGUGAAGUUUUGUAUUUUUAAUGACUUAAUUAUGUCUGUAUAAUACUGUUUAAAACUAAAGCUCUUUUUAACAACA